Molecule: messenger RNA, 2065 nt
Organism: Gekko japonicus
Lineage: Eukaryota; Metazoa; Chordata; Lepidosauria; Squamata; Gekkonidae
Gene: MKRN2
Product: makorin ring finger protein 2
Exons: 8
Coding region: 42-1265 (407 amino acids)
Biological process (GO): protein polyubiquitination
Molecular function (GO): metal ion binding; ubiquitin protein ligase activity
Source: RefSeq, a predicted model, not a curated record
AGAUCAAGAGAGAGAACGUCAGAGUCUCAGACAGGUAUUUUAUGCAAGGGAUAUGCAGGGAAGGAAGUAGGUGCCUAUUUUCACAUGACUUAUCCACAAGCAAACCAUCUACUAUCUGCAAAUUCUAUCAGAAAGGACAAUGUGCCUAUGGUGCUCGCUGCAGAUACGAUCAUGUUAGACCUUCAUCGUCAGGUGGCGUGGCGCCUACAAGGACACUCUACUCUGCUGCACCAGCAUUGCAGAGUCUUGACUCUCAGUCAGAGCGAAACGCGCCCAUAACCAAAAGUAAAGUACAUGAGUCUGGAAAACGUGAAAAGAAAACAAUAGUGCUCAGGGACAGGGACUUAUGUGGCUCAGGAGAAGAAAAGUCGAGAUCUAACACUGAGAGUGACUUGGCAUGUUGCAGUCUCCAAAGUGAUAUUCCAGAAACAAAGCCCCAUUCAUAUUUGGAAGCAAUCCGCUGUGGGCUUGAAGAGGAAGACUCUGACCCUGGAAGUUUGUAUACUGAUGGUGAACAGCUGUGUCCUUAUGCGGCAGCUGGCACAUGCCAGUUUGGUGACCGAUGUCUCUAUCUCCAUGGGCAAUUAUGUGAAAUCUGUGGGUUGCAUGUGCUUCACCCUUUUGACCCAGAACAGAGGAAGACUCAUGAGAAGAUGUGCAUGGCUACCUUUGAACAUGAGAUGGAGAAAGCCUUUGCCUUUCAGGCAAGUCAGGACAAGGUAUGCAAUAUCUGUAUGGAGGUGGUUUACGAGAAGCCAUCAGCAUCAGAGAGGAGAUUUGGAAUCCUUUCUAACUGCAAUCACACAUACUGUUUGUCCUGUAUCCGGCAAUGGAGGUGUGUCAAGCAGUUUGAGAAUCCUAUUAUAAAGUCCUGCCCAGAGUGUCGUGUGAUAUCUGAAUUUGUUAUUCCCAGUGUGUAUUGGGUAGAAGACCAGACCAAAAAGAAUGAGCUGAUUGAAGCAUUUAAACAGGGUGUGGGGAAAAAGGCCUGCAAGUACUUUGACCAGGGUAAGGGAACCUGCCCAUUUGGGGGAAAAUGUUUGUACCUCCAUGCCUAUCCUGACGGAAGAAGGGCUGAACCUGAGAAACCACGGAAACAGCUUAGCUCUGAGGGGACUGUACGGUUCCUCAACUCUGUUCGACUCUGGGAUUUUAUCGAGGAUCGAGAAACUAGAACAUUGCCAGUUACUGAGGAUGUGACUGAACUUGGAGAGCUUUUCAUGCAUCUCUCCGGAACAGAUGCUGAAUCUUCUGCUCCUCCCUGAAACACAAGAUCUCUACUAUGUUGUCUCCUAUAUCAGUCUUUCUGUUCCUUAGAUAGCUUUGUACCAUUUACCACAAUAUUAGAAUUACUGUGCCAUGGGGCUUAUUAAGGUCCUGGUGAAAUUCUAGUACAACACUGUUGUUGUAGAGCAAAUCUGUUUAAGUCCAAUAAAAGUGAGUGCUUUGGAUACAAUGGUAGAUGUAAUCAAAUAUGAAAAGAGAGUUCCACUAACUUGGGACGGGACGUAUUCCUGUUACUAAUGAUGGCCAACCACCUCAGUGCUGGAACACAUGUUUAUAAAUAUACCCAGGUGAAGAUUGGGGGUUGGGAAAAAUUGGGGACAGUGGACACUUUACAAAUAAUUUUCAGUCAGGCAUUAAAGGAUCCAGCUCAAAACUGCCUGAACUUUUAAAGCAAGGAAUGUUGGCUUCUACAUGCCUCAGUGUGACAUUUUUUCAAUAAAAAACAAAUGCUACUUUCAGACUUCAUUCAGGUACAGACAAGUAAUACAAGUAACAAUAGGACAUUUAAUUUAUUCUGAAGCGCAUAUUAUGAGCUUGUCCUCACUGCUGUUUGGUCUCACAUUAAACAUUAUUCAAAUUAAAACUUACAUGAUCUAGUUCUGAUCAAACUUUGUGAUAGUUCAUACAACCAAAUGGGGGUAGGCUACUAAACAUGUUUGCUUAGUAUACUUGAAAAACACUCAAUAGUUUAAUACUGCACUGCCCAAGAAAUAAGCUGUCAGUUGUUACAGUUGUCUAGAAUGGCAAUUUAGAUACAGCAUUUUGUCUUUAUCUAUAC